Molecule: messenger RNA, 2080 nt
Organism: Protobothrops mucrosquamatus (brown spotted pit viper)
Lineage: Eukaryota; Metazoa; Chordata; Lepidosauria; Squamata; Viperidae
Gene: MAPK8IP1
Product: mitogen-activated protein kinase 8 interacting protein 1
Exons: 10
Coding region: 1-1953 (650 amino acids)
Biological process (GO): regulation of JNK cascade
Cellular component (GO): cytoplasm
Molecular function (GO): protein binding
Source: RefSeq, a predicted model, not a curated record
AUGAUCCAUUGUCUCUCCCUCCCUCCCUCUCUUGUAUCCUGGCAGAGCCAUUUGAACCUGCAGGCCAGUAGCGUUUUGGGAGUGGGCGGAGGGGAGGCGAGUCGGCUCCAGGCGGAGAUGCUUCAGCUUGAUCUGAUUGAUGCCACCGGGGAGACGCCCGCCGAAGAAGGGACGGCGCCCGAUCCCAUCCAGGAGCCCCCGCCAGUAACCAUGGAUACCUACAGGCCGAAAAGGCCCACGACGCUCAAUCUCUUCCCGCAGGUGCCUCGGACGCAGGACACUCUGAAUAACAACUCUCUGGGGAAAAAGCACAGUUGGCAGGAACGAGUGUCUCGGUCAUCAUCCCCCCUGAAAACGGGUGAGCAGACACCAUCCCAUGACCACAUUUGCCUGAGCGAUGAGGUCACUCACCAAAAUAGCACAGCCUCCACCAAAGAUCGGGGUACAUCCACAGAGAGCCCGUGCCGGCGUACAGCUUCAACACAGAUUGCAUCAGCCUGCCUGGCCUCCUCUCGAGCACCUGACAAGCAGCAGGCUGUCAACCGCCUCCCAUCCCAGAACCCCACUGUGGUGGUAGUAACAAGAGGACCUGAAGCUUAUCGGGAUCGUAUUCGCUACCAGACUGAUGUGAGAUUGGAAGCUACUGAGGAGAUUUACCUAACACCAGUACAAAAGAAUUUGGACCCUCUGGAGUCUGAGAAGCCAUUCAUGUCACAGUCCAGUGACAACCGGAUGUCCAUUAGCUCUGAUAUAGACACUUCUGGCUACCCACAAAUGACAGGAAAACCCAAUUCCUCAAUCAGUGAGGAGGAUGAAGUGCUGGAUUACUUAUCUUCACCUGACAAAAUGAACACACCACGGACUGUGUAUAGCAGCAGUAAUGGUGGCUAUCGGCCUUGCCAUAAUUUCCAGAGGGCAUCAGUGAGCUCUGAUACCAGCGCCCUCUCCUACGACUCAGUCAAAUACACACUGGUGGUGGAUGAGGAUGUACAGCUCGAACUUGUUAGUCUGAAACAGUGUUACUCAGGUUACAGUGAUGAGAGUGAUUCAGCCACCGUCUAUGACAACUGUGUCUCCUCACCAUAUGAAUCAGCCAUUGGGGAGGAGUAUGAAGAAGAUGCCCUGAAACGUGAUUCUGUUUGUCUCUCUGAGGAUUCCACCCCCGAGGCAGACAUCCACUUCUCCAAGAAGUUCCUCAAUGUCUUCAUGAGUGGCCGGUCACGUUCUUCCAGUGCUGAGUCCUUUGGGCUUUUUUCUUGCAUGAUCAAUGGGGAAGAACAGGAGCAGACUCACCGAGCUGUUUUCAGGUUUGUGCCUCGUCAUGAAGAUGAAUUGGAGCUGGAAGUGGAUGACCCUUUAUUGGUGGAAGUUCAGGCAGAAGAUUAUUGGUAUGAAGCUUAUAACAUGAGGACUGGUGAUCGGGGGAUCUUCCCUGCUUACUAUGCUAUUGAGGUCACCAAGGAGCCAGAUCACAUGACAGAUUCAUGCAAAACCAGUGAUUGGGUGGAUCAAUUCCGGGUGAAAUUCCUUGGCUCAGUCCAAGUUCCUUAUCACAAAGGCAAUGAUGUAUUGUGUGCAGCUAUGCAGAAGAUUGCCACUACACGUCGCCUCACCGUGCACUUUAACCCACCCUCCAGCUGUGUCCUGGAGAUCAACAUGAGAGGAGUUAAGAUUGCUGUGAAGAAUGAUGACACCAAGGAUCCCAGCAAAGGGAAUAAAUGUAGCCACUUUUUCCAGUUGAAGAAUAUUUCAUUUUGUGGAUACCACCCAAAGAACAACAAAUAUUUUGGGUUCAUUACCAAGCACCCUGCUGACCACAGAUUUGCAUGCCAUGUCUUCGUCUCGGAGGAAUCCACCAAGCCACUUGCAGAGUCUGUAGGGAAGGCUUUCCAUCAGUUCUACAAGGAAUGUGUGGAAUAUACGUGCCCCACAGAGGAUAUCUAUCUAGAGUAGGGGCAGGCCCAGCCCCCUCUUCGUGUAUAGACAAGGGCCAUUUCCCCAUUGUGCAUGGACAAGCUGCUUCAAGACUGAAGGAGGAAGAGGCAUGGGAGCAGUUUCCCUCCAUAUGCAGAGCCCCUCC